UGCAGGAUGGAGCACCGCUAUGCAAUUGUAUUUUUGUGCCUCAUCCCGUGGUGCAUGUCGGACACGAACCUCGCCAGCCGUGUCGUUCUGGAGCCUUAUGAUUUUUUAUUCGACACGGCGGUGGAAGCCUAUUACAACGGAGACUGGAUGUCGGUCAUCCUGAAUAUGGAGAAGGCGCUCAGGAACAAGGCGACGGUCCGCAGGGUGAAGACGCAGUGCCGGCUCAGCUGCGCCAACCAGUCCACUUUCGGAGAGCCUCUGGCCGGCCUGGGUGUCCCCAUCCCGGGCGCAGGAGCUGUGGAGGACCUGGGCUUCUUCCAGAGGAUCCUGAAACGGGCCGACUGUGUGAACUCCUGCGAAAGUGAGAAACUCGGUCCACCGACUUUCCACCAAGUCAGUGAAGAGGUGGAGAUGGAGUUCCGAAAGAGGACGCCGUAUAACUACUUGCAAGUCGCCUAUUUUAAGAUCGAUAAGCUGGACAAAGCGGUGGCAGCUGCCAACACAUUCUUCCUGGCCAACCCAGAUCACACGGAGAUGAGGCAGAACUUGGACUACUACAGGAUGAUGGCAGGGGUGCAAGAGGACGACUUCAAAGACCUGGAGGCCAGACUACAUAUGGCUGAGUUCCUGCUGGCGAAGCGGUACUACAGCGACGACUCCUUCGGCCUGGCCGCCGAACACUUUGAAGUGGCCGUCGAUGAGUACUUCACUGCCGAUAAGGAAUGCCGAGCGCUGUGCGAGGGAGCCUACAACUACGACGGGUACAACUACAUGGAGUACAGCGCCGACCUGUUCCAGACCAUCACAGACCAUUACAUGCAGGUGCUGAACUGUAAGCAGCGCUGCUCUGUGGAGUUGGCGUCUACUGCCACUAACAAGCCUUUUGAGGACUUCCUGCCCGCCCACUUCAACUACCUCCAGUUCUCCUACUACAACAGUGAGAAGUAUGAAAAGGCCAUAGAGUGUGCCAAGACCUUCCUGCUGUUCCACCCCGAGGACGAGGUCAUGAACCAGAACCUGGCUUAUUACUCUGUCGUGCUGGGGGAGGACAAGGCAGAAACAAUAUCAGCCAGACAGGUGGUGAAACAGUACAUUCAGCAGUCCUUACUGGAGAAAGAGCUGCUCUACUAUGGAUAUGAAAUCUUUGGAAUCACCUUUGUUGAUCCAGACACAUGGACUCCUGCAGAUGUCAUGCCUCAGAAGCUGAGAGAGAAGCAGAAGGCAGACAGGGAGACUGCCGCGAGGAUCACAGAGGAAAUCGGAAACCUGAUGAAGGAGAUUGAAACCCUGGUUGAGGAGAAGAAUAAGGAUUCAUCAGACUUGGCCAAGUUAAUCAGCAAGCGGGAAGGUGGUCCCGUGCUGUACGAUGACAUCAAGGUGACCAUGUCGUCGGCGCAGCUCAACGGGUCCCAGCGGGUGCUGCUGGACGGAGUGAUCUCUGACGACGAGUGCGGGGAGCUUCAUCGCCUCUCUAAUGCGGCGGCUCUGAAAGGUGACGGCUACAGGGGGCGUCCGUCCCCCCACUCCCCCAACGAGCUCUUCCAGGGCGUCACUGUCCUGAAGGCUGUGAAGCUCGGGCAGGAGGGGAAGGUGCCGCUGAAGAGCGCUCGUCUGUUCUUUGACCUCAGCGAGAAGGUGAGGAAAGUUUUGGAGUCGUACUUCCGUCUGGACGCUCCGCUCUACUUCUCCUACUCCCACCUGGUCUGUCGCUCCGCCAUCGACGAAAACCAAGAGGAGCGUGAGGAUCUGAGCCACCCCGUUCACGUGGACAACUGUUUGCUGGUUUCUGAGCUCAACGAGUGCAUCAAGGAGCCUCCUGCAUACACACACAGAGACUACAGUGCCAUCCUGUAUCUGAAUGAUGACUUUGAAGGAGGAGAUUUCAUUUUCACCGAGUUGGAUGCUAAAACCGUCACGGCGGAGCUGCGUCCUCAGUGCGGUCGCGUGGUCGGCUUCGGCUCAGGGCAGGAAAACCCCCACGGAGUCCGAGCCGUCACCAAGGGCCAGAGGUGUGCCGUUGCCCUGUGGUUCACCCUUGACCCUGCGCAUGAGGAGAAGGAGAGGAUCCAAGCUCAGGAGAUGCUGAAGAUGUUUUCUACCCCAGUGGAUAAGGAGUUCAGACCCACAGAGGCGAAGGACACCUCAGAGCCGCAGCCCACAACCCCAGAAACACCCACUGCCGCUGUGCAGGAGCCAGCAGACGACAAAUCAGAGGACAAACCAGCGCAGGAGAAGCUGGAUGGACCAUCUGGCACGCAGGCUGACAAACCAGCCGAGACGCCGAAGGACAAAGCAGAGGCGAAGGCGGACAGCAAAACGACGAAAACAACUAAAGCCAAAACGGCUCCUAAAACAAAGGCCAAAGCCGGAGAUCAAGCGAAGGCCAAGACCGCAGACAAAGUCAAAGCGAAACCCGCCGCGAAAACAGACGGCAAACAGACGGUCAAAACGAAACCCAAGCAGACGGACGAGAAGGGGGCGAAACCGGCUGUGAAAAAGACGGCAAAGGCCGCCGCCAAAAAGGACCCCAAAGCCGUAGACUCUCAGAAAGACAAAGACGAGCUGUGAUGAAAGCAGCAUCUGUGACUGUGUCUGUGUCUGUGUCUGUUUCUGUGAUUAUGGAGUGUUUUGUUUAAGGUUUCCUCUGUGGGAGUGCUGACUCAAAAUGCAAGGCUGAAAAUGUUGUGAUGUCGUCGAAUCAAGUGGUCAUUAUGGACCAUGGUGUUAUGCUGAAAUGCAAGCCAUACUGAAGUACCAAGGGACUGCUGUAUCACUGCAGGUUUCACUCAUAUUAUCACUCCACUGCCAUGUCUGGUAGUGUAUUUUUGUUGACAGAUCACUGAAGUGCCCAAAGUUACUGUAACCAUCUUCAUUUGGCAUCCGGAGCAUUUUGCAUAGAGAUGGUGGUGUUAUCAUCUCAAGAUUUUGAUUUUCUCUUUUUUUUUUUGCAGUUUUGUGUCUUAUUGUUGCCUCAGUUAUGGAGAGAAAAAGAACAACAAACCAGGCUGGGUGUGUGUGUGUGUGUGUGUGGGUGGGUGGAGGUACAGGAGGUAGGGAUGUAAUAUGAGCAGACGCACUGUUUUACUGAUGAGAAUCUCAUCUCAGAAUCAAUUGUGUGAAUCAAUGAAAUAAAAGUGAUCUUUACUAAAGGUGCCGAGUCUUCAUUUAAAAAAAAAAAAAA
Messenger RNA from Myripristis murdjan (pinecone soldierfish), 3181 nucleotides. RefSeq names its product prolyl 3-hydroxylase 1 (gene p3h1). Bases 7 to 2568 code for a protein of 853 amino acids. Gene Ontology annotation, cellular component: endoplasmic reticulum. Gene Ontology annotation, molecular function: procollagen-proline 3-dioxygenase activity; L-ascorbic acid binding; iron ion binding. The transcript is spliced from 15 exons. The record is from RefSeq and is a predicted model, not a curated record. NCBI's taxonomy places the organism in Eukaryota, Metazoa, Chordata, Actinopteri, Holocentriformes, Holocentridae. Gene Ontology annotation, biological process: collagen metabolic process.